Messenger RNA from Myripristis murdjan (pinecone soldierfish), 5487 nucleotides. RefSeq names its product leucine rich repeat containing 4C, genome duplicate a (gene lrrc4ca). Gene Ontology annotation, cellular component: plasma membrane; postsynaptic density membrane; glutamatergic synapse. Lineage: Eukaryota; Metazoa; Chordata; Actinopteri; Holocentriformes; Holocentridae. The record is from RefSeq and is a predicted model, not a curated record. The coding region runs from base 553 to 2496 and encodes 647 amino acids. The transcript has 3 exons. Gene Ontology annotation, molecular function: cell-cell adhesion mediator activity. Gene Ontology annotation, biological process: modulation of chemical synaptic transmission; regulation of axonogenesis; synaptic membrane adhesion.
AUCUUAUUUAGAUUUGGGGAAAACAGUGUUCAUCUGCGUUAGUCUCACUCAUUAGUAUAAGAAAAUUGGGGACCCAAUAUGCCUUGCUAAGACAACAGUGGGUAUCGCAUUGCAUCGGGAGAGUAGUUUCAACAAUGGCACUUGUGGGUGCCUCCGUAUUAUCUUGAAAAAUAGGAAACGAUGGAUGCAUUGAUAUCAUCAGUGUAAGAGUAAUAGCAUAUCAUCCAGAAUAAUGGAUGGAUUACACACCACGUCGCUGUGAGAAUGGAAACACAAUGUGUUUGUCAAGAAAGUAUCGCCACGGAUUCUGCAAAAUCGCUUGAGAAUUGCGGAUGUAUUUUCGAUGCAGUUUUUGGGGAGGGAGCUGAAGAGGGAUCAUUCUCCGUCUAAACCAGAUAUUCUGCAGACCGCAACGUCUUCGUGAACAAGGAAAGCCUUUCGCUGAAAGCAAGUGGACAUGAGGAUGACCAGAUCCCCCGGGAGCUGGGAAUGAUUCGGCAGUGUGCCCAAAUACUCUUUCCAAAGAGUGGAGGACCAGUCAAUGAAUUAUGAAUGUUAAACAAGAUGACCUCCUCUCGGCAGCAGCAGACGAUGAGAGGUCCUAGGUUGAACCGGGCCUUGUCCGACCCUUUGUUUGUGCUGCUCCUGGCCCUCCAGCUGCUGGUGGUGGCAGGGCUGGUGCGCGCUCAGACGUGCCCCUCUGUCUGCUCCUGUAGUAACCAGUUCAGUAAGGUCAUUUGCACCCGCCGGGGCCUGCGUGAUGUCCCAGAUGGAAUUUCCACCAACACACGCUACCUGAAUCUACAAGAAAAUCUUAUUCAGGUCAUUAAGGUGGACAGCUUCAAGCACCUGAGACAUCUGGAGAUUUUGCAGCUGAGUAAAAACCACAUCCGCAACAUUGAGCUAGGGGCAUUCAAUGGACUGGCGAGCCUCAAUACCUUGGAGCUUUUUGAUAACCGCCUCACCACCAUCCCUAACGGGGCAUUUGAGUACCUCUCUAAACUGAAGGAGCUGUGGCUGAGGAAUAACCCCAUUGAAAGUAUUCCUUCCUAUGCUUUCAACAGAGUACCCUCAUUACGGAGGUUGGACCUUGGGGAGCUCAAACGCCUCUCCUACAUAUCUGAGGGGGCCUUUGAAGGGCUGAGCAAUCUGCGCUACUUAAAUCUGGGCAUGUGCAAUCUGAAGGAAAUCCCCAACCUUAUCCCCUUGGUGAAGCUGGAUGAACUGGAAAUGUCUGGGAACCAGCUAUCUGUCAUCCGGCCUGGCUCAUUCAAAGGGCUCAUCCACUUGCAGAAGUUAUGGAUGAUGCAUGCCCAGAUACAGACCAUAGAGAGGAACUCCUUUGAUGACCUGCAGUCACUAGUGGAGCUCAAUCUGGCCCACAACAAUCUCACCCUAUUGCCCCACGAUCUCUUCACUCCCUUACAUCACUUGGAGAGGGUGCACUUACACCACAACCCAUGGAAUUGUAAUUGUGACAUCCUCUGGCUAAGCUGGUGGCUGAAGGAGAUGGUGCCAGCCAACACCAGCUGCUGUGCCCGCUGCAGCUCACCAGCUAGUCAUAAGGGGCGCUACAUUGGUGAGCUGGAUCAGAACUACUUUCACUGUUAUGCUCCUGUUAUUGUGGAGCCUCCGGCAGACCUAAAUGUGACCGAGGGGAGUGCUGCAGAGUUGAAAUGCAGGGCCAGCUCCCUUACCUCGGUGAGUUGGAUUACACCUAAUGGUUCCAUCAUGACACAUGGUGCGUACAAGGUCAGAAUCUCUGUGCUGAAUGAUGGCACUCUGAACUUCACCAAUGUUACCAUGCAGGACACAGGUACUUAUACCUGCAUGGUGAGUAAUUCUGCAGGCAACACCACGGCAUCUGCCACGCUCAAUGUGUCCUCUACAGAGAACAGCAGUUUCAGCUACUUUACCACAGUGACAGUGGAGACCAUAGAAACACCACAUAAUGAGGGCUUCACCACUGUGCAGCAGAAGGUGGGUCCCACCCCCUCUGCUGGCUCAUGGGAGUCUGUUUCACCCACCUCAACAACUACCACCACAGUCCGGACCCCACUCUCCACGCGAGCCACAGAGAAGACUUACACCAUCCCUGUCACAGAGCUGGGUGGAGAGGGCUCCCUCAACGGCUUGGACGAGGUAAUGAAGACUACCAAGAUCAUUAUCGGCUGCUUUGUGGCAAUCACCCUCAUGGCAGCUGUCAUGCUGAUCAUCUUCUACAAGAUGCGCAAACAACACCACCAGCAGAACCACCACGCACCCACACGCACCAUCGAGAUCAUCAAUGUGGAUGAGGACUGUGUAACGGGAGGGCCAGGCAUGGAGGGCCACCUGACUCUGCCCCCACUGGAGCAUGAGCACCUCAACCACUAUAAUACCUAUAAGACUGCAUACAACCACGCCUCCACUAUCAACUCCAUACACAGCUCAGCGCACGAACCUUUGUUAAUCCGGGCCAGCUCAAAAGACAAUGUACAAGAGACCCAGAUCUAAUACUUUUUUCAUAAUGAGACAUUAUAAAGCUGAAGAAAUUACCUAAGGACAUUAGUGACGGUUUGUUUGUGAGGACAAUGGCUGAGUCAUAGUGGAGCAAACGUGUGGUUGGGUAAUCAGUGGUUGGGGAUGUUUCUUCAAUGACUUUGGGAACUAGGGUAUGUCUACUGUUUCAAAAAGUGUCUUUACAAAACAGAAGUUAUUUAUUUAAGAAAAAAAACUAUUGUGGUUAAAUCAAGAAAAAACUGUAUUCUGCAAUUAUUUUUUCAGCACUUAAUUCAUUGUUUUUUUUUCUCUUCCUUUGACAGGAUUGGUUUACUAAUAUGCUUUCAAACUCUGUGUGAACACAUCUGUCAAAGAAAAACUCCUGAAGCAAAUUAUUUUUAAUGGUAUAUGGCAGAUUCCAGCCGUUAUGAAGUAGUAACCUUGUUUUCCCCGUGUAUCAAAGAAAUCGAGAGCACAUUAGUGAUUUUCUCCAGCCAUUAAUUAAUUGAUGAAACUUUUGUGACCUUCUGUAAUUGAGAUGAAUUAAAAGCUUGUUCAUUAUCUGGGAAUGAGCGACAGAACUGUCAGUGAUGAAAUUUGAUAAUAAUUCCAUUUUUUUUGUUUUAUUAAAUCUGUCACACACGCAUUGAAGACAGAUGCAUCCUUGGCUCUGCCGUCAAUAGACCAUGGAACCUACAUGAGGGGAAUAUGUUAAUGUUGUAUAAAUGAAGGCCAACUAUUAGAGCUAUGUAUUAGUUAAUUUAAGUUCUAUUGAGUGUCUAUGAAAGGAAAUAAUGUCUCUCUUUUCCUAUUCCCCAUCCAUCAUAUCAGUUUAUCCUUAAUCUCCAACAAGUUUUGAUUCAGUUUUCAGCUUCAUAGAGAUGUCCUGAAAUGAUUAUAAAGAAGAUGUCAUUUAUCCACAUUCAGAUUUGAUUAUUAUGAUAUUAUGAUAUCAUUAUGAUAUGGGAGCAACAGUACUGGCUACAAUAGAAUCACCAGGGACUGCAGUGGGAAAAUUGGUGGUGAUGAGGGGUGGGGAGUUAAUGUGGAGACCAGAGGGCUAUAAAGAACUAAAGUCUUCUGAGCUUUAGAUGUUCCUCACAUUUGGCAAAAUUACCAAUUUCCAUUGCCUAAAUAUGUUUUCCAUGUAUCAUGGAGUAACCUGUACCUUUAAAGGGUGCUUUUGCACUGGUGCACAUGAAGAUGUCUGGUAUGAAGCCACCUUUUUUCAUGUUGUUACCCCUUACCUCAUCUACAGCACUGCAGCACUGGGUGCAGUCAGAGGCAGACUGAUGAGCUGAAGAAAGAGCUUAAACCCUUUAUACAGCUGUCUGAGCACAUUGUCUGUCAUCUGCGUGCCACAUUCACACUUGGGCAGUGCAUGGCAGCCCCAGAUUCACACCAUGCCCCCUGCCAACCACAGGACUUGGCCCAGACAAGAGAGUGCCAAGGCUUUAUGCUGUGAGAGGCUUUAGGGGUGAGUGUGUGGGACUGGGCAUCAACCAGAUGUUCAGGUUGCACCUGCAUCUCUCCAUCUCCCAUAGCCACAACACAAUUUCCAUUUUAAUUGAUGUGCCCAUGGGCUUUGGAUGGACACAGCUUUGCAGGCACCCACACCCUGGAAACCAUUUCAAAGUCCCCACAGUGAAAAAUGUCACCAUAAAUACAGAGGUUAGGCAAGUGUCUGUCAGAUCUAAGGUUUAAAGAGAUGCCCCUGGUGUUUCUUUGGAGAUUAACUGCAGGUUGUUGUUUUUUUUUUCUUCCUCUUACCCAUGAAUCCCUACAUAGAGAAACAUAUAUAAAAAGGUCAUGCCACUGUCCUGCUUAAUUCAGUUUUGCCUUCAUUACACAGAACAGAAAAUAUCUUGUAUGCAUUUGAUUAAAAAGUAUACAGAGGAUAGAUCUUCACAAAAAAAAGUACUGUGAAAGAUAUGGUGUCAAAAACUCACUAUAGAGUCACUAUGGUUACCACUGACUUUAACCUGACCCAUACUUGAUGCGUACCGCUUCUCAAGUCAUGUAAAAAAAUAGACAUAGCUCUUUGUCUCAAUGUGAUGACUAGAGUAUGAAAGGGGAAUGAAAUACAACCGGGCUAAUUAUUGAAGAGAGAAAAUUGAUUACCCACUGGAUUAUGACUGUGGUACCCUCUGAACACUAUUCAUCCUAUAAUUGCACUUCUGUGGAGUUUGGCACAUUUGUAAACCAUAUAAUGACAUGGGUGUGUGUCAUUUAGUCUGUGUUUGAGUUUGUAGUGGUGGGAUGUGGAUCAAAGUUCUACUCAGUUAAAACAACAGAGUGUGACCAUCUUCCCUUUUUGCCUUUAGUUUGAGGUAAAUCAUCUGGAAAUUUUUAAUGGUAACAUUUGUUGCAUUUUAGUCAAGCUGUCUCAUGUAUGUAAGAUAUCUAAAUAUUUUUGGUCAGUAUUCUUUUUUUUCCACAUUAUUUUCUUUUUGAUUUCUCUGAGAGGGAAUGCUGUUCUAGUGGUAGAUUUCUAUAAAAAUACAUUUUGAGAAUAAAACAAAACAAAAACAAAAACUUUUUAAAUUUUGAUUUUACAUGUGCCAACAACCUGUUCUAAAAGUGAAAAAGAGGAACAUGCUGUAAAAGAAUAAGAAAUUGAUUUUCAUGUAAGCAUUCUUUCAUGACCUUUAAAAGAUAUGAAGAUCGAUUAUAGAAACCAGAGUUUGUAGUUCAUACACAAAAUAUGGUUAAAAUAAACUAUUGUUGUUUUUCUGUAUUGUCUGAUUGUUAUUUCCAUCCAGUGCCUCAAAAGGAUUGAUAGAAAUAUAGAUAUUGGGAGACGCUUAAAAAUUCAAUAUAUGAUUACAGACUGUGUACUAUGUUAUGAUGUUAUACUAUUAUUUGAUUAUUAUUUCCCCAUUUUUUCACUUGUGCCAUAUUUCGCAGUUACAAAUUAACAGGAAAAAGUGAUUCCGUACAACAUGUAAUGGUAAUAUGCAAUGACCUGUAAAUUUUCUGUAAUGCCACUGUUGAUCAGAAUUACUG